Messenger RNA from Arabidopsis lyrata subsp. lyrata, 1205 nucleotides. RefSeq names its product transcription factor MYB122. The transcript has 3 exons. Lineage: Eukaryota; Viridiplantae; Streptophyta; Magnoliopsida; Brassicales; Brassicaceae. The record is from RefSeq and is a predicted model, not a curated record. The coding region runs from base 184 to 993 and encodes 269 amino acids.
AAGACCAUUCUACUUCUAUAUAUAUAAGUGUGAGUGAGAGAAAGCCUCACAUAAAUAAAAAGUCUCCUAUUCUGAAUAAAAUUAUUAUUAACAAUAAUUCACUUAUCUUAAAGACUUGAAUCGACCGGAGAAGAGAUACGUGUCGAGAUCUGAUUAGCUCACCGGAGAGAACAAAACAAUAAAAUGGGGAGGACGACGUGGUUCGACGUUGACGGGUUGAGGAAAGGAGAGUGGACGGCGGAGGAAGACCGGAAGCUCGUGGUUUACAUCAACGAACACGGUCUCGGCGAGUGGGGUUCACUGCCUAAGAAAGCCGGUCUGCAAAGAUGUGGAAAGAGUUGUCGAUUGAGAUGGCUGAAUUAUUUGAGGCCUGGGAUUAAAAGAGGCAAAUUCACUCCUCAGGAGGAAGAAGAAAUCAUCAAAUACCAUGCUCUCCUUGGAAACAGGUGGGCAGCAAUAGCUAAGCAAAUGCCAAGCAGAACAGACAAUGACAUAAAGAACCAUUGGAACUCAUGUCUUAAGAAAAGACUUGCUAAAAAAGGAAUCGAUCCAAUGACCCAUGAGCCAACAACAACAAGCCUCACCGUCGAUGUCACCUCCUCAUCAACUACGUCGUCUCCUACACCGAGCCCCACUUCUUCUUCUGUUUCCUCCUCUUCAUCCAAUGGCUCUGCACGUUUCCUUAACAAGCUCGCUGCUGGAAUAUCGUCAAGAAAACACGGACUUGAGAGUAUCAAGACAGUGAUAUUGUCAGAACAACCAAGAGAAGCCGUUGAUGAAGAGAAGAUGAUGAUAAGCAUGGAAGAAAAGGAAUUGAUGAGUUGUUUCAUGGAGAUUGAUGAGAAGCUGAGUAUUGAUGAACUAUUUUGUGAUGACUCGACGGCUGGCUUUGUGGCUUUUGAUGACUACUCAUUAACCGAUCCAUACAGAUACAGUGUGUACGAAUCUGAUUUCUAUGACGAGACUGAACAGCUUGACCUGUUCCUCCUUUGAAUCACAUCUCUUUGUCUAAUAAACCCAUUUCUUUAGUGUGACGAGAGAGAGAUGUCUGAAAAAAAGCAAGUGCUUAUUAGUACUUUAAAUGACAUGCAUGGUCAAUGUUGUUUCAAAGCUUUGACUGUUACUUUUUUAUUUUAGGUUCUUGUUCUCUCACACAUGCCUAUGAGCCUACAUAUAUUUGAGGGUUUCAUACCAUUUUAGUGAAA